Molecule: messenger RNA, 1199 nt
Organism: Owenia fusiformis
Lineage: Eukaryota; Metazoa; Annelida; Polychaeta; Sabellida; Oweniidae
Source: the annotation of a GenBank genome assembly
UGAUAUCCUUGAUUGGGUAUAUCUUAUAGUCACAGUCAGAGGGGGUACCACUUUAAUUGCAGAUAAUUACUCAUUGGGUUUAUCCUAGCUGUAUUGUGCACGAUGUAGAAAGACAUGUAGCUACUGUAUCAAUCUCAUCUUCAAAUAAAAUAUCAUUGAUAUAAAUUCCCCUGGCCUGACCAUUGUUAAGAUGUUACUCAAAGCAGAUACCUAAGCGUAAAAUUGGCGAGUGGGCGAGGACGUAACCGUAUUGAAAUAUCGAGGCUUAGGACUGGUAAGCAGUCUGGGAUAAUUCUGCGUGAUGACACGGCACACAGAGUGACAACGACGUUAAUUGAAGAUCUAAGGGAGUUAGGAUGAGUUGGAAUUUCCUGCUAUCACAUUGGACUUCAAUGACGAUUAUUGCCAUAUCAAUAUUUUUCCCGAUUCAAUACGUCACAACAUUAUAUGCAGACAAAUUAAAUCAAAAUGGUGCGCUUCCAUUACUAGUUGAAAGUUUCACAGAAAAAUUGAUACAUGAACUGUCAAAUAGAAAAAUAGAUGCUCUCUCUGAAGGGCAGGCAUACUUCAUUAAAGACAAAUUAAAAGGACUUUACACGUAUUUGCGACAACAUCCAGCCUUAAUGGAAAGACGCUUAUACGUCGGCUCAGUACGACCCUCCACAACGUAUACGAAUAUUAGCUUUAAAAGAUCAGCAUCUAAUAAUUACUAUAAUCAUAAAAAGAGAGAUAACAAACCCUUUUACAAUGUGCAUCAAAGUGAUCAAAGUUCGCCAAAAAGCGCAUAUUACGGUUAUGAAUCAACCGUCAAACGGUAUGAUGAUGCUGAUAAUUACGAUGCAACUCCACAUGCAUUUGCGGCCUUUGCCCAACCCGUGUGCCCAUCAAGAACGGAGUGGAGGCUGCUGACACGAGCCAGGGAUAUCAACGAGACUGAGGUGGAGGUCUUCCAGCCACGGAGAGGUCUCGGGGGUCAACAAUGGUUCUAUACAGUGUCCUGCGUCGAUGGGCAUGUGCUCCCUGGGCGUGCGUGUGACAAUUGCUGUUACGGAAUCGACCAGCAAACGUGGCGAUCUAGCUGUAAAACUAAGAAGUCCUAUGUGAUGGCUUUGAUCAAAACGCCUUACAAUCAUAUGUUUGACUGGGGGUGGAUACAAAUAGACAGCAGCUGUAGCUGCAGUAUUGUACCUCAGCUGUAA